UGGCACUAAAAACUUGGCGCCAGCUGAUCUCGUGUUGACGUCUGAAUUCGAGCUUGGUAUUCACUUUCUCAGUAUAUAAAAAUGUGUGACAGCUGCCUUUUUAUUAUUAUAAAAGCAAGAUCAUAUUAAACGUUGAUAGGCGAUUAAAUGCGAUGUUUGAUCUCGAAAGCGACAGAAAUGAAGGAAGCGACGAUGACGGGCAGGACUGGUCGCUACCUUCUGCUUCAGACACAAAACAUGACAGUCGUUUCACUGGGGAUCCCAGCAACUCUGCGGCGUUUGACUGCGAAAACAGAAGUGCAGGGUCGGAAUGCCCAUUGUCAAGAUUUGGUCAUCGGCGGACAAUCAUCCAUUUUGACAGUGACUGUUUUUACGCUCAGGUGGAGAUGAUUCGCAACCCAAAACUCAGAAAUGUGCCUCUUGGUAUCAAGCAGAAGUAUUGUUUAGUGACAUGUAACUACCCUGCUCGUGAGAAAGGAGUCACAAAAGGUAUAAGCAUAACAGAAGCCAUCAAAAUAUGCCCAGAGAUUGUGGUCGUAAAUGGAGAGGAUCUGACUCACUACAGGGAAAUGUCCUACAAGAUUUCAGAGUUUUUGCUGAAGUACACCCCAGAUGUUGAAAGGCUCGGCUUUGAUGAGAAUUUUCUUGACGUCACAGAAAUGGUGAAUCAUCGAAUAAAUGGUGGCUUAGCAAAGCCAGAUGUGGAAGGUCAUUUGUAUUUACCAGAAGAUUCAGCAAAUGCAUCAUCAUUUGAAUGCCAGUGUGGAUGUCACCAUCGACUAGCAGUUGGCUCACAAAUAGCAGCCGACAUCCGCUCUGCACUGUACCAUGAACUGGGUGUAACAGGUUGUGCAGGAGUGGCCCACAACAAGGUGCUGGCUAAGCUGGUCGGUAGUCAACACAAACCUAACCAGCAGACCACACUGUUUCCAGGUCAUGCUAUGCACUAUAUUAGCCAUCUUGACAGCCCACACAGGAUCCCAGGGAUAGGAUGGGCUACCUGGGGACGACUGAAGACAUUAGGCAUUGUAUCAGUUACAGACCUGCAAAAAUUUUCCCUUGAACUUCUUGAGAAAGAAAUUGGCAUUUCCCCAGCAGCCAUGGUACACAAUUUGAGUUUUGGUGUGGAUGAUUCACCAGUUGUGAAAUUCAGCAAGCCACAGACUUUAAGUGAAGAAGAGUCAUUCCAACAGUGUAGCAGUGAGGCAGAUGCUCAGACUGGCAUUUCAAAACUAAUAGACAGCCUGCUACCAAGGUUGAUUGAAGAUGGACGUACACCUCAUACCCUACGACUAAGUGUGCGUAAAGAUAGUGAGCACAGAUGGAACAGACGUGAAAGCAGACAGUGUUCCUUGCCAUCUAGUGUCUUCACUAAGCUGCGAGCUGGAUGCACGGAAACUGCACGAGAGCGUCUAGUUACCAUAGCAAUGGACUUGUUCAAAAGGGUGGUGGAUGUCACGUGUCCUUUCCAUCUCCGAGUUAUAAAUGUGGCCUUCACAAACAUGGUUGAGAUAUCCAGUAACAGCAUCAGUGCUUUCUUAUCAUCAUCCUUGCAUCACCCACUCCAUAGCUCUUCUUGUCAGCCUGCACAGAACUCAGCCUGUCAGUUGACUCCUGCUGUUGCUUCAGGGGAAGAAUGUCAUCGCCUAGCAACUUCCACAUCACAUUUAUUAUCACAUGAUAGAGCAGAAGAGACAAAGAGAGAUGAUCACCUACAGCACACCACACAAUCUUUGGACUGUGAGACUGAGACAAUGGAUAAAAGGUUUGAUGCUAGCAUUGAACCAUCAUCUUCGCCAGUACCAGAUUCUACUGUAAAGGCUUCACAAUCGCACACAACACAUGCUUCCAAGAGCAAGAGGAAGAGUGCUAUGCCCUUGGAUUUCUUUGGCGUUAAGCAGAAAAAAUCUGGGAGAGAAGAAGGCUUUGCAAAUACGUGGUGCUUAGAAAAGGCUCAAAUUUCGGAUCUUCAUAUGUCUGCUCUGCCACUGGAGGUAGACCCAGAGGUUUUUGCUCAGCUCCCGCUAGAGAUCCAGAGAGAAAUUGUAGGUGAAAGUAGACCUGCAUUUUCACAUACAAUUAAAAAACAAGCUGAAUGUAAAAGCCCCAAGAAUGUAGCAAAGUCUUCACAGGUCAAAACUUCUUCAACCAAUCCCUUAUCAAUAAAGUCUUUCUUCUGUCCUUCCAAGAUAAUACUGGAGGAGAAAAGGAAAAAGGAAAGCACUUACUCUGCAUCUCUGGAAAACUCAUUAGAGGCCAUUGAGGGUGAACAGGUGAACUUUUGUGAGAAAGCACCAAAAGUAAAUGACAUGAGCACAACAACACAAGAUGAGACACUGCCCUCAGAGUCACCGUCAUGGAUUUCAUGCCAGAGAAGAUUCAAUUCUGAAGCGGGUGAAGCGCCUGACAUGUCUGCAAAGAAAUCCUUGGUGCUUGCUAAUACUAAUUCUAAUGCUAGAGAUCUUGAAGUACCAAAGUCUACUUGUUAUGAAAAAGAUGAAAGAAGAAACAGUCUGUCGAGCAAAUUUUCCAGUGAAAUAAUGCCAGUCCCAGCAGGCAUUGCACCAGAUCUCUUUGCAUCUCUUCCCCCUUUCCUCCAACGGGAAGUUGCAGCAGAUGUUGCUUUACAAAGACAUAAUAUGGCUACUUCAUUAGUAGAAUCAAACAAUUUUCAAGGACUGGGGAAGAAGGCCAAGGGAAAAGGCUGCCCUAACCAGUCACAUUCCAUGCUGAAUUAUCUCAAAAGAAAAUAGCUUUUUGUGACUAUUAUCUGAAUUUUUUUUCAUCAGUGGUUAUUAUUUACGUUUUAUCCUUUCAUAGCCUUUCCUAAUAUCUUUCCUCCAUUAACCUGUGUGUGUGUGUGAGAGAGCGAGAGGGAGGAUCCAUUUUUGUGGUAUUGAUCUACGUCCAUGGUUGGAUUGAUAUUGUUGCUUUCUUUUAUGUGUGAUAGGACCGUUUUUUAAAUAAGGGUCAGUGAUAAAAAAGUAAGUGGAAGAAAAGAUUUUUUUUUAAUCUCAUAAUGCAGAAACCACAAGGGUCGUGAAUUAUAAGCGGUUCAUCGUGUCUAAGGGAGCCCAGCCUUCAUUUUUCGCUGGCUUUUUAUUGAUAACGUCCCUUGCUGAUCAACGUCCGCACCCACAAAUCUCAGCAGAAGGCAACGAAGUCUCUAAAACAAAUGAGAAAGAAUAUGAACAAAAAUUAAACGCGUGUUAUUUUUGCUGUUGCUAAUGUCAGUUUAUUAAAAAUAGGACAACGAAUUAUUUCCUCCACUGCGUUUAAUUAAGCCAGUCCUCGCCCCCGUCUUUGUCUGCUCGUCAUGGUAUCGUCCUGUCCAUAAUUGGGUUCUCCUCUCGACCCUGUCUGUCUUAGCAUCACGGGUGUGUACAGCACCUUUUAACAUAUCAGAGGCGUAGGAGGAGCAAAACAAAAUUCCGAGGAGGCAAGAAUGUGAACUGUCAUCAUGGAUCCCCCCUGGGCUCUUCCCCACCAAAGCCGAGCAUCUUCCACUGAAUAUAUUCUCUUACGUCAGUAGAUCUUUUUUCACUCAAGGUUCCGUCCUUCCUGUAUCGGUAUCCUAGUAGUGUCCUAAAAUGGACUCUUCUCCCCAACCCAGUCGAUCGACGGUAUCUCCCAUCCCUCCUCCUGACCUGCAUCUGUGUAUCUUGAACCCCCCGUGUCUUUAAUGAGAUCGCCUUUUUAAAAAAAAUCCCAAAAGUGGGCGUGUACUUGAACUUCUGUCGUAACCUUCAGCACAGCAGACGAGAGGUGCAGAGGUCAUUUUCAGGGCCACAAAGGUCACUGUUUACCUCGUAUGUGUAUAUAUUUACACGCAUUCGAGCGAGGACUAGGAUCUGGAGGAAGUUAUUGUAUUUUUUUUCCAUCUCCUUGUAGAUCUCUCAAUUUUACCCCAGACAUCCUUAGCGAGGAUCUCAUACAAUUCAUUUUCUGGUUUUUAAAAAGCUGAAGUGAACAAUUUAAAGCAUCUUCCCGAUGUCCCAGUCCUUAAAAAUGUGAAAUAUAUUAGAAACAUUAUUUUUGAAAAAUAUAUGUGAUAUAUAUCAUAUCUUUCAAAGGACGGACAAGUCUUAUUUGUUUUAAUUUUUGCAGUUGAAGAUCGAGUUUACGUGUUCAUGCGAAAGGAUGUAAACAAAUAAUUAUAUUAAUUAUUUCCAGGUCAAUAAAUAUAAUAACCAAAACCUGCUGUGAACAGUUUGCGAACAUGUGAGAGGAAGAACUUUGCGUACCGAUUCCAGACGAAAACAACAAGCGACGACCCAA
Molecule: messenger RNA, 4278 nt
Organism: Pomacea canaliculata
Lineage: Eukaryota; Metazoa; Mollusca; Gastropoda; Architaenioglossa; Ampullariidae
Product: DNA polymerase iota-like
Exons: 9
Coding region: 153-2753 (866 amino acids)
Biological process (GO): translesion synthesis
Molecular function (GO): DNA-directed DNA polymerase activity; damaged DNA binding
Source: RefSeq, a predicted model, not a curated record